CUGGAGCUCGAGCUAGCAGCGUUCCAUCCCCAGUGGAGACGCGCGCGAGCGCGCACCAACCGCAACGCCCUCCCCCACCACCGGAGCCUCGAGAGGCGACGGAACUCAAUCUCCCGCCGGCCGGUCGGUCUCGUCGCGCGCACCAUCCGAAAGCCACCGGGCAACCAGACGCGCUGACUUCCCCCGCCGCGCGAUCGCGAAUCGUGUCCUGCGAGUAGUACAACUCGCGCGCACCCGUGGCCAGCAUCACCUCCCGAUUCCUCUCCUCCCACGUGAUCGAUCGAGUCCUGCUGCCUUGGCUUGGCCGCCGCGCGCUCCGAUCGGCCGGAUCCCCGGCGACCGUACCGUUUCUUGAUGUGGACGGAGCGCCGGAGGCGGCGGCGGCGGGAGCUGCUGCUUCUGCUUCUAGUGGUGGCGGCGGCCGUGGCGGUGGCGGCGAGCGCGCAGGAGGCCGCGCUGCGGGUCGGGUUCUACCGUGCGACGUGCCCCAUCGCGGAGGACGUCGUGCUUGAGGAGAUGCGGCUCAUCCUCAUGGAGGACGACACGCUCGCGCCGUCCCUGCUCCGGAUGCACUACCAUGACUGCUUCGUUCAGGGCUGCGACGCAUCGAUCAUGCUCCGGUCGAGGAAGGGGAAGAAGACGGAGCGGGACGCGCUCCCCAACCGCAGCAUGCGAGGGUACGACGCCAUCGAGCGGAUCAAGGCCCGGCUCGAGGCCGUCUGCCCGCUCACCGUCUCCUGCGCCGACAUCAUCGCCAUGGCCGCCAGGGACGCCGUCUACCUGAGCCACGGGCCGUGGUACGACGUGGAGACCGGGCGGCGCGACGGCAAAGUCACCGUGGCCGAGUACGUCGAGAACGACCUGCCGCCGCCGGACUCCAACAUCGUCGACGUGAAGACCUUCUUCAGCGUCAAGUCGCUCAACUCCAAGGACAUCGCCGUCCUCUUCGGGUGCCACAGCAUCGGGACCUCCCACUGCGGCCCGAUCCAGAAGCGGCUCUACAACUUCACCGGCAACAUGGACCAGGACCCGUCGCUGGACCCGGCCUACGCCGCCGAGCUCAGGAAGCUCUGCCCGCCGCCCCGUCCCGGCGGCGGCGACGACGACGCCGGCGGAGGCGGGGUCCCCGGCGAAGGGAAGACCAAGGUGCCCCUGGACCCCGGCAGCAACUACACCUUCGACCUGAGCUACUACCGGCACGUGCUCGCCACGGGCGGGCUGUUCCAGUCGGACGGCAGCCUCCUCCACGACCCCGUCACCAGGGGGUACGUCGAGAAGGUGGCCAACGCGUCGUCGCCCGACGAGUACUACGCCGACUUCGCGGCGGCGAUGGUCAAGAUGGGCCGCACCGACGUGCUCGUCGGCGACCUCGGCGAGAUCAGGCCGACCUGCAGCAUUUUUGUUGACUAGAGGGGUUCAGGAGCACGCAGCUAAUGUGUAAGGUUUUCUGUCAGUAUCUGCUACGCUGUUAGCUCCACUCGUAAUCCGGGAAUUCUCUUCUGUUCACACGGCCAGUCCCGUCAUGGACUCACUGAUGAAUUGUCAACCAUGAGCUCUCCCAUCUAUCGAUAUAUAUACUAGUAGUAGGUAUAGAAAUUAUAUACUCUUCGGAGCGUUGAGGGUAUGACCAAGUAUGGACAUACAGAUCGGUCUGGUCAACCACAAUUUGGUCACCAAAUCUUGCCAGACCACGAGAUUUUGGUAAUGCCAAAGAUUCCGUCAGCGUCCACGCAAGCUUAAUAUAUAACCUGUCCAAAUGAAUAA
This is a messenger RNA of Panicum virgatum (switchgrass), 1764 nucleotides long. RefSeq names its product peroxidase 1-like. The transcript has 4 exons. The record is from RefSeq and is a predicted model, not a curated record. Gene Ontology annotation, biological process: hydrogen peroxide catabolic process; response to oxidative stress. NCBI's taxonomy places the organism in Eukaryota, Viridiplantae, Streptophyta, Magnoliopsida, Poales, Poaceae. Gene Ontology annotation, molecular function: heme binding; peroxidase activity. Gene Ontology annotation, cellular component: plant-type cell wall; plasmodesma. Bases 355 to 1410 code for a protein of 351 amino acids.